AGCAAACAUCAGGGCUUUUCCACAGAAAGGCCUUUUUCCUCAUUCCUGACACAGAUUAUUUGGUAUAAAAGGACCGUCGGUUUUGGGCCCACGACAUCUUCCUUGGCGACGGACAGGAACCGGGGAACACCUUGUAAACCUACUGGUUGACCAAGGUACCAGAAUCAACAUGCUGAAGGCUUUGGCCCUUCUUCUCCUUGGUGGUCUCCUGCCCAUCUGCCAAGGUGGAGCAGGAAACCUAUUGUCUGUGGCCCAGGUGGACCAGGCCGUUCUGGAGAACCUACUCUCAAAUGUCCUGACCAAAGAUGACCUGCUUCAAGGACUUACUGGAGGAGCAAGUAAAAAUGUCCUAGGAGUGUUGAACGGAGGAGAAGAUGAAGGACCACUUGGUGGUGUUCUUGGAGGGCAAGAUGGAGGUCUUCUUGGUGGUGUUCUUGGAGGGCAAGAUGGAGGUCUUCUUGGUGGUGUUCUUGGAGGGCAAGAUGGAGGUCUUCUUGGUGGUGUCCUCGGAGGUCAAGGUGGAGGUCUUCUUGAUGGUGUCCUCGGAGGUCAAGAUGGAGGUCUUCUUAAUGGCGUCCUCAGAGGUCAAGGUGGAGGUCUUCUUGAUGGUGUCCUCGGAGGUCAAGAUGGAGGUCUUCUUAAUGGCGUCCUCAGAGGUCAAGGUGGAGGUCUUCUUGAUGGUGUCCUCGGAGAUCAAGAUGGAGGUCUUCUUAAUGGUGUCCUCAGAGGUCAAGGUGGAGGUCUGCUUGGUGGUGUCCUUGGGGGGCCAAAUAGAGGACUUCUUCGUGGUGUCCUUGGGGGGCCAAAUGGAGGACUUCUUCGUGGUGUCCUUGGACGUGAAGAUCUCCUGGGGUUGAAGCUUGUGGAUAUCAUCCUUCCCAAAGUCUCCUUGAAGCUGUUUCCAGUUGGAAUCGGACUGAACAUCUACACCAAAAUAGCCCUCAAUGGCAACACGAUUCUGGGAGGCCCGUUGACCCUCCUGGUAGAAGUGAACCUCACAGCCAAGGCUCAGCUGGUCCAGGACAAGAUGGGAUCCCCCAAACUUCUCAUUGAGAAUUGUAAGACCAAUCUUGGUGGCUUUCGGAUCUUGUCUGGGCUCCUUCCAUUCUCACUGGACAACGUUCUGAGUGCUCUUUUGAAUAAAGUCGUCCCUGGAUUGCUGUGUCCAGUUGCCGAUGUUGUCCUGAACCUUCUCAACACUAUUCUCAGCACCGUCAACAGUGUGUGUCCAUUUGGGAUCCUUGGAAGUCUGCAUUACACCCUGGCUGGUUUGCCACUGUUCAAGGACCAACACAUCAUUCUGAAUCUAAACCUCAUGAUGACCGACCUCAAAGGCCAACCUAUGGACUUUCCUGGAGCCCAAAACACCUCUUGGCCUCUGCCUCCCGCCAUGGACGGUACUUCUCGGCUGAUGCUUCCCCGUGACCUCCUGUCCUCCUUGCUCCAGACGCUCGUAUCGAAAGGAGGGUUCGACGCAGACCUCACUGAACUGGCGCUUCGUGGAUCCGUUCCAAUGACUACAUCGGCUCUUCGGUCUGUGCUACCCGAGUUGUCUCAGCUUGGAGCAGAAGAUCUGCCCUUGGUGGUCAAGAUUAGAGUCCGUGGACUUCCGGUGGUGUCUUUGCAAAAUGGGAAGGCCACGAUCCUGCUUGAGGCUGGCCUUCAAAUAUUCUCCCGUUCCAACUCUAGCCUCAUCCUGCUGUUUAACGUGAACACGAAUAUCAGGCUGAGCGGAAGCUUCAGUGUUACACGAACCCAGCUGGGAAUCUCUCUAGCCUUGGAAAGCGUCUCCCUUGAUGUCUCUGAGAUGGGCUCUUUUGAUGAAAAUGCCCUUACAAACUGGAUCACAAACAUCCUUCAGAUCGGGUAUCUGCCUCUGAUUAACGUUGGCCUGAACAUCCCGCUGCCGAAUAUUUUCAACCUGAACUUUGCUGACGGUGUUGUUGAAACCCUUGAUGAGGUGGUGGUGAUCAAUAAGAUCCUUAAAUAAGACACCGAAUGAAGGAACUCCAAGGUGGAGGAACUGGCUCUCCUCCCUCAACCUCUCCGUCAUUCUAGAAGCAGGCGAAUCUCAAGCUGUCCCAACUUCUCCCUCAGUAGCUCAGUUGCUUCGAUCACUGCUUUCAUUUCUUCACCGUGGACCACCUUAGAUCUACAACUGUUAGAGAUCUACCGCCCUCUCUGAGAUGACUUGAUUAGCUUGCUCAAUAAAAAGGUGUUUACAGUGUC
Molecule: messenger RNA, 2229 nt
Organism: Crotalus tigris (Tiger rattlesnake)
Lineage: Eukaryota; Metazoa; Chordata; Lepidosauria; Squamata; Viperidae
Product: BPI fold-containing family B member 3-like
Exons: 16
Coding region: 170-1990 (606 amino acids)
Molecular function (GO): lipid binding
Source: RefSeq, a predicted model, not a curated record